This is a messenger RNA of Pecten maximus, 1503 nucleotides long. RefSeq lists its product as uncharacterized. NCBI's taxonomy places the organism in Eukaryota, Metazoa, Mollusca, Bivalvia, Pectinida, Pectinidae. The record is from RefSeq and is a predicted model, not a curated record. The transcript has 5 exons. Bases 413 to 1138 code for a protein of 241 amino acids. Gene Ontology annotation, molecular function: calcium ion binding.
AACACAUGACUUGUGGCCGAUCGCUAUGCCAAAACAUACCUGAUCGCGUGUGUACCCAGACGAAAUCAAAAUACCACCUCGUAAAAGAAGACAAGAAAAUAUUUUGAUAUGGAGAAUAGGUUCUGAAAUACAUCAUAAUCUGGAACACUUCAAUGAGUUAAAAAGUACACAGCGACGAAACAUCGUUACCAUUUCAAGGCUGGUACCAAAGACGAGAGAGUUCUAAUUGGGUUUAAAUUUCUACCAUACAACGAUAAUACGUUCUACACAAAACUGCUGAUUUAUAACAUAUUUCAUAUUUUUUUUCGGAAUUCGGAUAUUUAGAUACUUUUCCUAGUGAAAUUAUGCAUUCUGUGUUGGAGAUUUGUAUAUAAUGUGCUACUCCUAAAGACGUUAGUGCUACAGUGUAAACAUGUCGGAGGAUCAGGGUAGAGAGAUUUUCGCCUACAUUCGUGAGAGGGACGAGGCCAGGAACAAUCUGAAGAAGGUCGAGGCGGAGCUGCAGGAUUACCAAUCCAGAUUGUAUGACGCCAAUAGCAAGAUCGACAGUCUCAAAAAGUCACUGGCGAACGCUCAGAAAUCUGCAGGCAGUUCCAGUCAGAAAGGAGCUCCGGCGGCUAAGGGUGCUCCAGCCCCUGCCAAGGGAAAGGGAGCAGCGGCCAAGGGAGGGGCUGACAAAGCGAAGACUAAGUCACCGCCAUCCUCAAGCACCAAUGAUACAUCUGCCCCAACUCCUCCUCCAGUAUCAGAGUUUCCAGCAGUUCGUCACCCACCGAUCCCCGGCAAAGAGAAGCUCUCUCAGAAUACAUAUGCAUAUUACAACGCCAUAGCCGAGGACUAUCCUCUAUUACCAUUGGGCAUAUUUCUGAAUGCAGAGAAGAAGUUUAACGAAGCCGACAUAAACGGGGACGGAGUAGUGGACCGAGAUGAAAUUGACAGUGUCCUGACUAAAACAGAUGCGACCAUGUUCACACCUAAACAAGUGGAGGAGAUCAUACAGGAAAUCGACAAAGACGCAACGGGCACUCUCGACUUCUGUGAAGUCCUGGCGGUUCUAGAGAAGAUGGGACGACGGAGGAACACGAAGCUACCUGCUGCUAUCAACGACAACAAAGAAAAAGUUUGUGCAAUUCAAUGAAGAUUACAAUUGUAGACAAAUACGUAGAAUAGUUCAGAGGCAUACGAGGUGUUGUGAUACGCUCAUCAGGUCUCCGUCCAUGACUCGAGUUAUCAUUUUAUUGUUGAAUUCUAAAAUGAACAAGUUGUGAGGUUGAUGUAAAACUGUUUUAGUCUGAAUUUUAUUUCCAUCUUUAAUUAUUUAUUCCUUCGAUCUAUCAAAAUUAGAACUCAUAAUGCUGAUAUAUAUUAUAUAAACUUUCAUUAUCUACACAUCUUCAGCGUUUUGUAAGAAAUGUGUGCUAAAUAGUGUAUUAUUUGUAUAUACUUGUCAAAAUGUAAAUCGAGUCAUUGUGAAGAAAUAAAAUUAUCAAAAUGAAAUGACAA